This is a messenger RNA of Blepharisma stoltei, 615 nucleotides long. NCBI's taxonomy places the organism in Eukaryota, Ciliophora, Heterotrichea, Heterotrichida, Blepharismidae. The record is from the annotation of a GenBank genome assembly.
AUGAGCGAUAUAUUUCCAGAAGUCAAAAGAAUUAUUAAAUCUGUGAUAAGCCAACGCAUGUCAAGAAGCGUUUCAACAAAAUUUGCAAUUGUUGGGUAUACUGAUCAUGGAGAAAGUGGUGGGCUUGAUCCUAUGAAUCCAGUAACUAUAUAUCCACCUUCCGGAAAACUGAAUAAUUUCGAUCAAGAAGAUUCAGUUCAGUUUUUAAAUAGACUUAUAGCUAGUGGAGGAGGCCCAGAAUUAGGGGAAGCAAUGAUUGAUGGGAUUUAUAAUGCGUACCGUCUCCAGUGAAGACCUGAAGCAUCUAAAAUUUACUUUAUAAUAGGAGAUGAUUGUCCCCAAGGCAGAGACUUUCAUAUAAAUACAAAAUAUCCUGAAGGCUGUCCUUGUGGACAUAAUUGAAGGUCUUUAUUGAAAGGCAUUAAAUCUCAAGGAGCAAUAGUAAAACUAGUGAAACUCAGCGAGAUUUUAAACAAAACAGGAGCUCUUUUUAAAGAAGAGUAUGGAGAAAAUAUGGAAAUGAUAUCUUUAGAUAAAAUGACUGAUUUGGCAGAAGCUGUUAUACCUUCUAUUGUGCGCAUCAUUGAGCAUAAUUUGGAAUUUGCGAAAAGCUAA